Molecule: messenger RNA, 4766 nt
Organism: Canariomyces notabilis
Lineage: Eukaryota; Fungi; Ascomycota; Sordariomycetes; Sordariales; Chaetomiaceae
Product: phospholipid-translocating P-type ATPase
Exons: 2
Coding region: 364-4674 (1436 amino acids)
Biological process (GO): phospholipid translocation; post-Golgi vesicle-mediated transport; endocytic recycling
Cellular component (GO): plasma membrane
Molecular function (GO): ATP binding; ATPase-coupled intramembrane lipid carrier activity; magnesium ion binding
Source: RefSeq, a predicted model, not a curated record
GCCGUUUCUCUGGAGUCUUGGUGCUCUUGGAGACUCGUUCCUUCUAAGAAGUUGUGGAAAUAACCAAAAUGGAGCCCGCUACAUACAAUAAGGCCCAGCCAGCCUUCAUCUACUUGAUGCAUCGCGUCUUCUCUCGUUUUUUCGCAUCGCGCGUUGCUGGCCGUGUGGGCCCUCUCCAAGUCCAACGCAUGCUGGAUUCCAUUCUGGUCACACCGUUCCACGCCGUGUUCGUUAAAACUCCGUUCCAUUUCCAAGAAUGCAGUUGAACUUUUGGACGCGCAACAUGUGACGUCAGUCUCUCGUUCCUCACCAUUCUCGCUCGUUGAAUGAAAUUACUGGAUUUGGGGUCGGGGGCUAUGGACCAUGAAUCGUUGUGACAAGCACGAGGGCGUCAUGAGUGGUUGUGACAGCGGCGAGAUGGACCCAAGCCCGAGCAGGAAACUCGACGCCGCGAUUCCGCUGCCUACUAGACCACCACGCACCUCGAGGACGGAUACCAUCACCUCUGCGGUGCGCAAAUUAUACCAGCGAGUUGUUCUUGAGCUCAUUCUGCGGCGCGAGGAGCUGCAGCCGUCAAAGGAGGGGAGACGCAUCCCCCUGAGACCGCACAACGUACAGUCACUCAUUGACGAGCGCCGGGGGCGCCCCUAUGUGUCUAACUCCAUCCGGACCUCUCGUUAUACCAUCUACGACUUUCUGCCGAAGCAGCUCAUUUUCCAGUUUACACGUCUGGCCAACUUUUACCUCCUUUGCGUUGGCAUCCCACAGACUAUCCCAGGCAUAAGUACGACAGGAAAUUUCACCACCAUUCUCCCGCUGUUGUUCUUUGUUCUGCUCAUAAUCUGCAAGGAGGGCUACGACGACUGGAAAAGACAUCGUCUCGACAAGGUCGAGAAUGCCAGGCCGGUGCUCACGCUGCGCCCAGCGCCCUCAACGAGGUUGCAUUUUGGAGAUGUGAACACCGGCUCCCAGCACCUUGAUGGCGCUAAUGGACUGCAGUGGUGCACCGUCAAAUGGAAGGACCUGAGGGUUGGCGAUGUCAUCAAAUUAGCCAGGGACGACGAUGUGCCGGCCGACAUCGUUCUCCUGCACACCGAUGGGGAGGAAGGCCUGGCAUACGUCGAGACCAUGGCACUUGACGGAGAGACAAAUCUCAAGAGCAAGUACGUGUCGCCGGUGCUAAAGGGAUGCACCUCGAUCGAAGCCAUAUGUGCUUGCCCUGCCGAGUUCGUCGUUGAGGACCCGAACCCGGAUCUGUAUCGGUUUGACGGCAGAGUGACCGUCGAUAAUGAAACGGUUCCCCUCACCCUCAACGAGGUCGUUUACCGGGGGUGCACAAUCCGCAACACUUCGAGUGUGACCGGCAUAGUCAUCAACACCGGGGAAGAGACCAAGAUCCGCAGAAACGCCAACCGCCAUCCCCGUGCCAAGAAGCCGGCGCUCGAAAGCAUGGCCAACAGGAUUGUUAUCACUCUCGUCAUCUUUGUCCUUUCUCUUACCGCGGGUUGCUCCGGGGGGUACGCCAUUUUUCACCGUACCUAUGAGCAGGUUACGUGGUAUUUGUCCGGCCUUGCAGUUCCAUGGUCGCAUAUCAUUCUCGGAUAUGCGAUCCAGUUCAAUAACGUCAUUCCUCUGGCUCUGUAUGUCAGUUUGGAAAUCGUAAAGUUGGGUCAGAUGUUUCUGGUCAAUUCUGACGUAGAAAUGUACGACGAAGCGUCACAUACCGCAGCAAGAUGUAACACCAACACGAUCCUGGAAGACCUCGGCCAAAUAGGCUAUCUGUUCUCUGACAAGACAGGCACCCUGACGGAGAAUGUCAUGAAGUUCCGCAAGAUGAGCGUUGCUGGGACCGCUUGGCUGCAUGAAAUGGACCUCGGAAAGGAGGGCAGGAACGCUGAGAAGGGGCUAAUGGACGCCAGGGGCCUAUGCUCAAAUGCAGAACAUGCCGAGGUCUCCCCUGUCGAGGCUGGGCCCUCACAGAUCUCUUUUGCCUUAAACACAACAACUCCCACCUCCCCUCGCCGAUCAUCGUCGCAUUGGCGGUCGACGGGCCGGCCUGACCAUGUCCAGCCCGCUCUCACUACCUCAGACUUGCUUGAAUACAUCCGACUCCGGCCAGACUCGACUUUCUCCAGGCGUGCCAUCCAGUUUAUUCUCGCAAUGGCCCUCUGUCACACUUGUCUCCCAGAGUCCAAGGAUGGCAAGAUCGACUUUCAGGCCUCUUCUCCGGACGAGCUUGCCCUCGUGAGAGCGGCGCAGGAUCUUGGCUUCUUAGUGAUCCAAAGGAGCACACAAGAAGUCACGCUCCGGAUAACCUGUGAGGGAGGAUACUCGGAGCGAACGUACAAGAUCUUGGACGUGAUCGAGUUCAGCAGCAAGCGUAAACGCAUGUCAAUAAUUCUGGGCUGUCCGGAUGGGGGUAUUUGGAUGAUCACCAAGGGUGCCGAUUCUGCCAUCCUCCCACGGCUGAGGAUGGCAGAUCUGGCGUCACAAAAGGCCAGAGAACUACGCCAAAGCCUCGAGUUCGAGCAUCAAUUACUGCGCAAGAGCGAGGCCCGUGAGCCACGCAACAGUUUCGGAGGUCGCGCAAGCCUGACGAUUCGGCGAAGCAUAGCACUCUCCCGGCAAGGUACUAUUGCUGGAGUCAGCAGCAAACGCCCCGAUGCGAGCAGAAGCAGGUCGUUAGAUAUCGACAAAGUCGUCCCUCUUUCUAAUGUCCGCCCCCUCCCUCGACUAGGCGCCCGCACAGUGUCCUUCGACACCUCACCAAAGACGAAUGUUAGCCCCGUUAACCCUUCGCUACACAUCCACCGCCUGCCAAGCAAGUAUGCCUUUCUCGAUGACCCCUCCAUCCGUGACGAUUCUACCAUUUUCACGCGCUGCUUCCGCCAGAUCGAAGAAUUCGCCACGGAAGGCCUUCGCACUCUUCUCUUCGCUCACAGAUUUCUGAGCGCACAAGAAUACAGCGAUUGGAAGAAGUCGUACCAUGCCGCUGAGACCAGCCUUGUCGACCGACAAGAACGUAUCGAAGCUGCCGCAGAGCUGGUAGAACAGUCACUCGACCUAAUCGGCGCGUCAGGAAUUGAGGACCAGCUGCAGCCUGGCGUCGCCGAGACUAUUGACCGUCUGCGGCGUGCCAAUAUCAAAAUCUGGAUGCUUACGGGGGAUAAGAGAGAGACUGCCAUCAACAUCGCUCAUUCCGCUCGUAUCUGUCGACCAGGGUCAGAUCUCUUUGUGUUGGAUGCUGCCAAGGGUGACCUCAAAGGACAGGUUCUCGCCGUGUUGGAGGACAUGCAGAUACAAGCCGAGACUAACGCCCCUCGCACCCCAGGCCACAAUGUGGUCGUCAUCGAUGGACACACGCUUGCCGCCCUAGAGGGACCCCACGCCGCCCAAACACGAGACAUGUUCUACCGCCUUAUCCUGAGAAUUGAUUCGGUAAUUUGCUGCCGCGCAUCCCCGGCUCAGAAAGCCCUCCUUGUCCGCGCUGUGCGCAAGGCAUCCUCCAGCUCAGCCAGACGAUGGCUCCCUUCGUUCUGUUCCGCGACAGGCCCGCUCACGCUCGCCAUCGGCGACGGAGCGAACGACCUGGCCAUGCUCGCGGCUGCGCACGUUGGGGUGGGCAUAUCCGGGCGUGAGGGACUGCAGGCCGCACGCGUGGCCGACUAUGCCAUCGCGCAGUUCCGAUUCCUCGCGCGCCUGCUACUUGUCCACGGCCGCUGGAACUACGCACGCACCGCCCGCUUCGUCCUCGCCACCUUUUGGAAGGAAAUGUUUUUCUACCUGCCCACCGCCCUCUACCAGGGCCGCAACGGCUACACGGGUACCAGUCUGUACGAGUCAUGGAGCUUGACGGUGCUCAACGUGCUCUUUACGAGCCUCUGUGUCAUUGUCCCGGGCGUGUGGGAGCAGGACCUGGCGGCCGAGACAUUGCUUGCUGUGCCUGAGCUGUAUGUCUUUGGGCAGAGGGAUGCGGGGUUAAACGUGGUGGACUACUGUUGGUGGAUGGCGGCUGCUGCCGGAGAAGGGGUUUUGGUGUGGUUCUUGUGCUGGGGGUUGUACGGUGGUUUGGGCGGUCCGGUGAGGGAUGGGGGCCUCUACGCCCUGGGAAACCUGGUGUUCUCGGUGAAUAUGAUGUGGAUCAACUUGAAGCUUCUAAUCCUUGACACGCAUUGCAAGACUGGAAUCGUCCUCUUCUCGUUUGGCAUCACCACCGGCGGCUGGUGGAUCUGGCAGGUAUUUCUGGCGGGAGUGUAUGCCCCUGGAGUCUGGCCUUACGCGGUCCGCAACGGCUUCUUUUCGGGGUUCGGCGCAGACGCCGCCUGGUGGGCGGCGCUGAUCGCGGUUCUAGGACUUCUUACAUGUUUGGAACUGGCCUACCGGUCGGUCAAGCGCAACCUGAUUGUGGCGGGGUUGUGGAGGUGUGGCUGGAAAUGGCUUGAAUGGUCGACGUGGAGAAGGGCAUUCGGCCGAUCGGCGGACGCCGGCGGUCUGUGGACCGAGGAGGCGAUGAGGGGUGGCAUGGAGGAGUGGGACGUUGAGCUGUGGCAGACGAUGGAGCAGGAUCCGGCCAUUCGGGCGGCCCUGCGCAGAAUGAGUCGGUUGGGUUAUGAUGAAUUGGUGGAUAGUGAGGCUGAAGGAGUGGACAGCACAGUUGUGGACGCCAAUGUGUGAUAGUCGGCGGCAGUUUUCGGUCUGCAUGUUUCCGUAUCGAGAUACCCUUCUGUGUGCGAUUAGACGAGGGGUCUAGAGUCCCAUAAAGUCAU